AUGAGUGGCGUAAUCUUAUAUCAAGAGGCUCGGAAAAACCCCAGCCAGAAAGCAAGACCAGCUUGUUGAGGUUUCUCCAAAUCUUGAAUUAACAAUGGCGAUUCUUGCACUCCCAUUAAUCACUUCAAUUCUCAAACCCCACAAGACUCACUUCUCCUUUCUGCCUCUACCUAUCAUUCUCCAGAGGCGUUUCUUCUCUAAAUCUUCCACUGUCUCUGCAGUGUCCGCUUCUUCUUCUUUUUCUUCCGUCUCUCACAAUUCAGAGCAUCAAAAGAAAUCGUCCGUUCCAACUUUCCAACAAGCCAUUCAAAGGCUUCAGGAGUAUUGGGGUUCUGUAGGAUGUGCCGUGAUGCAAUGCAGCAAUACUGAGGUUGGAGCUGGGACUAUGAAUCCUCUAACAUAUUUAAGAGUUCUCGGACCAGAACCGUGGAAUGUUGCGUAUGUAGAGCCUAGUAUUCGUCCAGAUGAUAGUCGUUAUGGAGAAAAUCCAAAUCGGCUUCAAAGGCAUACCCAAUUUCAGGUGAUUUUAAAGCCUGAUCCAGGAAAUUCGCAGGACCUGUUCAUCCGUAGCUUGUCAGCGUUAGGUAUUGAUGUCAAUGCACAUGAUAUUCGCUUUGUUGAGGACAACUGGGAGAGCCCUGUGCUUGGUGCCUGGGGAUUGGGCUGGGAGGUUUGGAUGGAUGGAAUGGAAAUCACACAAUUCACCUACUUCCAGCAGGCUGGAAGUAUUCAGUUGAUGCCAGUGUCAGUUGAGAUCACUUAUGGGCUUGAGCGUAUCCUUAUGUCACUUCAGGGUGUUGAUCAUUUUAAAAAGAUUCAGUAUGCAGAUGGCAUUACAUAUGGAGAGCUUUUUCUGGAAAAUGAGAAGGAGAUGAGUGCGUAUUAUCUGGAGCAUGCUAGUGUUGACCAUAUACAAAAGCAUUUUGAUCUUUUUGAAGCAGAAGCUCGCCGUUUGCUUGAUCUAGGCCUUGCCAUACCUGCGUAUGAUCAGCUUUUGAAGACUUCUCAUGCUUUUAAUGUUUUAGACUCGAGAGGCUUUGUUGGGGUGACAGAACGUGCUCGUUACUUUGGGCGUAUGCGUAGUUUAGCUCGACAGUGCGCACAACUUUGGUUGAAGACAAGGGAGUCUCUUGGCCAUCCACUAGGUGUUGUUUCUCAUAGUGCUCACCUUGUUGUUCAAAGAGAAGUCUCGGAGGAAGCAACAGGAAAGGUUCCUUCAGAGCCACGAUUGUUUGUUCUUGAAAUUGGGACUGAGGAGUUGCCUCCAAAUGAUGUAUCAAGUGCAUGCAAGCAACUCAAGGAUCUGAUCGUUCAGUUACUGAACAAACAAAGGUUGCCUCAUGGGGAAGUACAAACACAUGGCACCCCACGUAGAUUAGUGGUUAGCGUUGAGAAGCUACACUCUAAGCAAGUGGAACAUGAGGUAGAGAUUCGUGGACCUCCUGUUUCUAAAGCUUAUGAUAAGGAAGGAAAUCCUACCAAGGCUGCUGAAGGUUUUUGUCGCAGAAAUAAUGUGCCUUUAGACUCCAUGUAUAGACGAGCUGAAGGGAUAACAGAAUAUGUCUAUGCUCGUUUAGUGGAGCCAGCACAUCUUGCGUUCGAGGUUUUGUCUGAAGAGCUACCUGGUAUAAUUGCCAGCAUAUCAUUCCCCAAGUCAAUGCGUUGGAACUCUGAUGUUGCAUUCAGCAGACCCAUUCGUUGGAUUUUGGCCCUUCAUGGAGGUGUAGUUCUUCCCUUUAUGUAUGCUGGAGUUGUAAGUGGAAAUGUAUCUCAUGGUCUACGCAAUACUCCAUCUGCUACAGUUAAGAUAUUGGAUGCAGAAACCUAUGCAAAUGUAAUGCAGGAUGCUGGGAUUCUUGCUGAUGUCGAGCAUCGCAAGAAAACAAUUACGAAGAACUCAAACGAUUUAGCAAAAAGUGUACGUGGACAUAUUGUUAUGAAGAGUGAUUUGCUGGAUGAGGUCGUGAAUCUUGUUGAGGCACCACUCCCUGUACUUGGAAAAUUCGAUGAGUCCUUCCUAGAGCUUCCAAAGGAACUACUUAUAAUGGUGAUGCAGAAGCAUCAGAAAUACUUCGCCAUGACUGAUGAGAAUGGGCUACUGUUGCCAUACUUUGUCACAGUUGCAAAUGGAUCAAUUGAUAAGAAGGUAGUUAGGAAAGGAAAUGAAGCUGUGCUAAGAGCUCGAUUUGAAGAUGCAAAAUUUUUCUAUGCAAUGGACACAAAUAGAAAAUUUUCUGAAUUCCGUACUCAACUGAAAGGGAUUCUUUUCCAUGAGAAGCUUGGGACUAUGCUAGACAAGAUGACACGAGUUCAGAAUUUGGCUAGUGAAGUUGGGUUGUCUCUUGGAUUAAGUGAAGACAAACUCAAAAUCAUCCAAGAUGCGGCCUCAUUAGCCAUGGCGGAUCUUGCAACUGCAGUUGUUGCAGAGUUUACUUCUCUCUCCGGGACAAUGGCACGCCACUAUGCACUUAGAGAUGGCUAUUCAAAGGAGCUGGUCGGUGAUUUAAUUGCUUUACUAGUACUACUGCAAAAGAAGCGGCUUCCAAAACACCUAGGAGAUGAGAUUGCAGAUGCAUUGUUUGAGAUCUCACUUCCACGAUUUUCUGGAGAUAUGCUCCCAAAAACUGAAGUUGGGUCUGUUUUAGCAAUUACUGACAGGCUUGAUAGCCUUGUUGGCUUAUUUGCUGCUGGCUGUCAGCCAAGCUCAAGUAAUGAUCCAUUUGGUCUGCGAAGGAUCUCCUACGGUCUUGUGCAACUCUUGGUUGAAAUUGACAGAAAUGUGGACUUACGACAGGCUUUAGAACUUGCUGCUGCAGUGCAACCCAUUGAAGUAGAUGUCAGGACAAUCAAUGAUGCACAUCAAUUUGUGACACGCAGACUAGAACAAUUUCUGAUGGACAAAGGUAUAAGCCCAGAAGUCGUUAGGUCUGUUCUUUCCGAGCGUGCAAGACGACCUGGUUUGGCUACUAAGUCGGUGUACAAAAUGGAUUCCUUGUCCAAAGGGGAGCUUUUGCCUAAGGUUGUUGAAGCAUAUUCACGUCCAACAAGAAUUGUUCGCGGGAAGGAUGCCAAUGUUGAUGCGGAGGUGGAUGAUCAAGCUUUAGAAACAAAUGAAGAGAAAGCUUUGUGGAGCACUUUCUUGUCACUAAGAAGUAAAAUCCAUCCAGACAUGGAAGUUGAUGAUUUUAUUGAAGCAUCAUCAGUACUUGUAGAACCGCUGGAGGAUUUUUUCAACAAGGUCUUUGUAAUGGUGGAAGACGAACGGGUCAGAACAAACCGGCUUGCACUGCUGAAGAAAAUAGCAGACUUGCCAAGGGGAAUAGUAGAUCUCUCAGUUUUACCGGGAUUUUGAAGUGUUGGCUUAGGUUGUGUCAUACUAUCAGCUGAGGCAUCAAAGAAGAACGAACAGCCAUUGCCCAUUAGCGGAGGAGAAAAUAGUAAGUGGGCUCAUUUUUUUUCGCGGAGGCAGCUAGGAAAAGGGAUACGACCACAACAGAGCAAACUAGAGGAUAAACUCUUACACAAAUCGCGUAACGAUGUCACAAUUUUUGACUGUUGUAUAAGUAUGUAACAAGUGAAUGAAUCAAAUGAACCAUCGCUUGUAUGUUCACAUUGCCUGAGGAAUGUAUCUUUUUGUUUUAAGUUAUUCAAAUAAAAAGUUCAUUUGCUUA
Molecule: messenger RNA, 3671 nt
Organism: Solanum dulcamara
Lineage: Eukaryota; Viridiplantae; Streptophyta; Magnoliopsida; Solanales; Solanaceae
Product: glycine--tRNA ligase, chloroplastic/mitochondrial 2
Exons: 37
Coding region: 95-3352 (1085 amino acids)
Biological process (GO): arginyl-tRNA aminoacylation; glycyl-tRNA aminoacylation
Cellular component (GO): mitochondrion; chloroplast stroma; cytoplasm
Molecular function (GO): ATP binding; glycine-tRNA ligase activity; arginine-tRNA ligase activity
Source: RefSeq, a predicted model, not a curated record